Messenger RNA from Ooceraea biroi (clonal raider ant), 890 nucleotides. RefSeq lists its product as uncharacterized. NCBI's taxonomy places the organism in Eukaryota, Metazoa, Arthropoda, Insecta, Hymenoptera, Formicidae. The record is from RefSeq and is a predicted model, not a curated record.
UACGCGCACGUAAACGAGUGGGAUGUUAAUCAACGCGAGAGUGCUCAUAGUCGUCGCGCUAAUGAGCUGCGACGUGUACGCUCGCACGGCCGAAGAUCGAGACCCUUACAAGACGGUUGAAGACAGGAAAUACUCCGGCUCCAUGUUGGCUGAGAUCGCGAAAGAACUCGUGCAGAGAUCGGCGACCAGUAGCCAGGUACUAAAUUUAAAUCUCUCAAACCUGCUGCUACUUCUGGUGCUCAAAGCAGUCGUUUUCGGUGCCGGUUAUUUAGGAAACCACGGAUACAAGGGACGCGAAUUAGAAGAUGACAAUGUCAUGUCGGAAGGCGAACUCACGCUGGCUCUUGGAUACUUAAUUGGCGACACAUGUCUGUACAGAGCAGCUUGUGAGGAACCUCACGUUGCAAGAGAAUAUCUCGGCGCGGCGGAAAUGCUCUUGCAAACGAUGAAAUUGAUGCCACAAAGCUUACCCACAGAACACAGCUAUGAGACGACAAUGGCCGAAUUCCGGAAGGCAAUCGAAUACGGCAGUACCGAACGAUGUCCGCCAGAGUAUACCUGCAAAAAGGAAGGAAUAAAUAAUUUUCUGCGAAGCGAGAAAAGAUAACAUAAAUGCUAAUGUGUCUAUUAAAUAUACCACAUUUAUCUCUGUUUUUCUCUUUUAUCUUUUAUUUUUUUAGAUAAAAGUAUAAAAAUCAAACCACAAUUGUACACAUAUAUCUUAGAAAAAAAUAGUAGUUUAUGGUUAUCAAUAAUAUAGCGCCAUAAUCGAAAUGGUUAUCUCUCGAAUGCGGCUAACUUAGCUUUGUAAGCGAAUUGAUGAUCCAAAAGAAAAUAAAAGUGAUACUAUUAUAAUUAAGAAAAUAAUAAAAAUUAUCCUUUGAAUUUGU